CUGGAUUCAUGUUGAGUUUUGUUUUGACAUUGACAACGAGAGAAGCAAAGAGCGACCGAACGAAGGAAGUAGAGCUUCAAGAUCUGACGAGACCUGUAGUGACCCACUAGUAUGAAAGGACUACUAUCUUCUUAGGCAAAUGUAUUUAGGAUGAAUUGAUUCAGUUUUCAUUAUGGCCGAGAAAGUGACGUUUCUCAAUGGAACCCCCAAGUCGUUUUAUGUCCGAACUGAAUCGCAAAGCCAAGAGGUGGCCCGGUUGGAGCACGAGUUGCUGGAAAGAUAUGGAGUUCCUGGAAGUGGUGGCGUGGAAAUCCAAGACAAAUGUCGACUCUCGAAGAAAGAUCGUCUGAAGCCGGGAUUUUCUUUUGGCAUUCAAUACAAAGACGUCGAAGGCCGGCCCAAGUUUGGCCGAGUGAUCUUGGCCGACAUCCUGACUGAGGACGACGUGACCGUCAGCUACUUGGACUUGAGCUACGUGGCUGUUGUUGGAAUCAAGAGCCUUCUAAGGCUGCCCAAGCAAUUGAGAGCCAUUCCACCGCAAGUCACGUUUUGUACGAUGUUUGAGUAUAUAAACUCGGACUUGAACGAGUCAAACCUUUUCGAGAAGGUGUGGCAAAUGGCCAACACUUUGUACAUGGUUCGACUGCCUGACGAGGGCUCGGAGAAUACGAAUGCACCCAUUCCAGUCAGGCUAGUGGCCGAUAUUGAUGUCAGCUCUAUUAUAAAGAUGAAUUUGGAAGCUCCAGUUUGUCUCCAAGAGGACCCUAAGCACUCAUUGAAGGCCAAAAGCCUGGAUGAUGAAUCCUUGAUCCAUGAAAUGUCGGAUUGUGGCUGUGGCGAUGAGGCUGUGGACCUGAGCCGAGUCAGUUCGUGGCUAGAAGACUCUUCACUCACCGAUAAAGAGCCUUCGAAAGUUCCUACCCGUCAUCCGAAAAUAUCAAAAAUAUCAGAUUUGCCUCCUUUGACAGUGACGACUAAUGAACAAGGGGCUUUUAAGUUCUUAUUUGCUCACAUCGAGAGCCCUGGUCGUUUUUUUGUGCACCCUUGGGAAGAUACACAAGGUGUAUUUGAAUCCUUUUUACUCGAUCUCAAUCAGUUUUAUUCGGAGAAUGGACGGGAUGCCUCUCACAAAAUCGAAGGCCACAUUCGCCAAGAUUCCUUGGUUGCAGUGUAUUCAGAGUCCACUUGGAAUCGCGGGUGCUUGAAAGAACACGUGGACGCUGACCUCAAGAAAGUGUUCAUGAUUGACCACGGGGACACCGUCGAAGCUCCUACCAAAGAUCUGAGAGUCCUGGACAAGAAGUUUUGUGCUCAAGCGCCAUUGGCGAGAGAAUGCUCCCUUGAAGGAGUCCAAGUUGUUCCGGCAAAACUACCUCAAGCUGUGAGCCUCAUGAACGAACAAAGCGAUCUUUUUGGACAAAAAUCCUGGUUCAUUGGCGUCCCCGAUGAUGUGGAAAAUAACAUCAUGUCCCUAGAUGUGCUCGCCCAGGAGUUUGAAAAUGACGAUGGAUCCAUCCAACCGACCCUUUCUUUGAACGCCUUUCUUGUGGCUAAGGAAGUCUGCCUCAGCGAUACACAUCCCCAAACCUUGGACUGGAACCCGAUCGGCGAUGACUAUGCAGCCGGAGACAAUUUUUACGACUCUGCGAGUCGUCAGCAAUAUCCCAAACAGGUUGGAGCACGGUUCCAUGGGCCCCAAAUUUGUAGAUUCUUUCAGAACAGCGGAAGAUGCAUGAAGGGCGACGCAUGUCCGGAUUAUCAUCUUUUUACUGGGUCCAAUGCUUAUACGGAGAUUGAUCGCGAUAAGACCAUGACAGCGGCCUACAACGAGAUCACACUACCCAGUAAAGAGAGCGACACUUGCAUACAAGUGUCGUCUAUUCAGAGUCCGAGCAAUUUCUACAUUAUUCUGCCUUGGGGCCCGAUCGACAUCAACCAAGCCAAUCUGGAUAUCUUUGAAUCAGCCGCGGAUCAAGAGCAAAACUUGGAAGUGUUGUGUUCCGAAAUGACACGCUACUACAACAGGAUCGAUCAAACUUCCAAGCGGGUUCAGUCUAAAUUCAUUCGAACAGAGAUUGUGGCGGCCUUUUGUUCCCAUGAGAAGCAAUGGCUUCGUGCCAAGAUCUUAGACGUGCCUCUAGAUCAAGAAGAUCAUUCUACCUUGACCGUGUUCUUCGUUGAUUUUGGCAAUUCUCAAGAUGUUGCCUUGAAAUCGAUCCGGAAAAUCCAGCCCGCCUUUCUUCACCUGCCUUUUCAAGCCCUCCAAUGCUCAUUGAGUGGAGUCAAGCCUUUGGGCGAUUUGUGGACAAAGGAGGCCACGGAGUACUUCUUUCAAUUGGUUCACGACAAGACUUUUUUGGCCUCAAUUGAAUGUGUCAAUCCGAAUUGGCCUUUGCAAUUGACACUAAGGGAUAUGAAAACUUCAGAAGAGACGGUGGUCCAAGCCCUUAUCAAAUCUGGGUUUGGAGAUCAAUGCAAUGGAGGGAUCAUCGGAUUGAACACUAAUAGCAAAUACAUUCCGGGUUGAUUUUGGCUUGUCAGAAACUCGAUUCUAUCGCGAGCAGAGACCGUGGAAUGAUAAAGAAUCAGAUUGAAAAAGACUCGAAUUGGUUCGUUUUUUCAGUGUUUAAAUAAAACAUAUUGACAACGUU
This is a messenger RNA of Tigriopus californicus, 2651 nucleotides long. RefSeq lists its product as uncharacterized. The coding region runs from base 173 to 2527 and encodes 784 amino acids. Lineage: Eukaryota; Metazoa; Arthropoda; Copepoda; Harpacticoida; Harpacticidae. The transcript has 4 exons. Gene Ontology annotation, molecular function: metal ion binding. The record is from RefSeq and is a predicted model, not a curated record.